AUGGGUUCCAGACUGAGGGACAAUGUGCAACAUCUCUUUGAAUGUUUCUGUGAAGUAGCAGCACCUUUAGGAGAGAGACUACCUUGGAUACUUCAGAAAUACCCGACUUCCUUUCAGGAUGAAGAAAUACUUAAAUCUGUUCCAGAAUUUGCCUAUCCAUGUGAAAUUGAAAAUUCGACGGUGCAGCAUUUCUCAUUUGUGCUCACCAGUAUAGACUCAAAAUGGACAUUUGGAUUCUGUAGACAUGAUCCUAAGACAGAUACAGCUUUAGUAAUUCUAAGUGCUCUACCGUGGCACGAAAUAUUUUACAAGCUUUUAAAUAAUAUCGCAACAUUGAUGAGCAAUGGAACUGGAGAAGACCUGUGGAAAUUUCUUGAAACCGUGUACAAAAGUUCAGUUCCCAUACCUGGUAGUUCUAUCUCUAUUCCUGUACCAAAUUCCAAAGUGAAUUUUAUUUGCCAAAGUCCGAAGCAAUUUCAAUUACCGAGUAUACCUGAGAAUAGAAACUUGACUGAGUAUUACAGUGCCGUCGAUGCGCACAAUAUGAUGAUCAUAUUCGCUUCUAUGUUGUACGAACGGCGUAUCAUUUUCACUUCGAAACGUCUGUCGAGAUUGAGCGCUUGCGUUCAGGCGUGCAAUGCCUUAAUUUAUCCAAUGAUUUGGCAACAUAUAUACAUACCAGUUUUGCCGUUAUCUCUAAAGGAGUAUUUAUCGGCGCCGAUGCCGUUUUUAAUUGGAGUGCCCACUUCGACGCUUCAGAGAGAACGAAAAAGUGAUUUGGGGGAGGUAGUUAUAUUGGACGCCGAUAUCAAUACCAUAGAAUCGCCGUUUCAGGAUUUGGAAUCGUUACCGCAGGACGUAGUGGUAAACUUGAAAAAGGCGUUGCGUAACAGAUCGGCGUUGCUCGGUGACGGUGUGUCAAGGGCCUUUUUACGAGCGCUCGUACAAUUAAUAGCUGGUUAUAGAGACGCAUUGACGUUGGAGCAAGGACAGAGUAUUACCUUUAAUCAGAAUGCGUUCGUCGAGAGCAGACCACCCUCGAUGCAACCUUUCCUACGGAAAAUGUUGGAGUUGCAGAUAUUUCGACAAUUUAUAGACGAAAGACUGAACAUGCUCAAUUCAGGGCUUGGGUUCUCCGACGAAUUCGAAAUGGAAGCCUGCAGUUAUUCUGCCAAGUCUGGCAGCAAAUUUAUGCAGCAAUAUCGGGAAUGGACCUACGCCAUGAGAAAGGAGAGCUCAGCAUUUUUUCGCAGCGUCAAAGACAAGGCCAACCCAGCUGUAAAGUACGCGGUUAAAUCUGUAAAAGACAAGGGGAAGGACAUGAAGACGGCGUACAAAGGAUUAAAGUGGAAAGGUCGAUCGAGUAGAAGCGAUACGAACGUGAGAUUCCAUCACCCGAGAUCUGCGCCAAGUUCGCCUACGUUAGAGAGAAGGCCUAUCGAUUUCACUUCUUCAUCUAAAUCGCCCAACGGCUUCACUGCUUCAACUAGUUAUAGGAAAGAUCUUCGAAUACGUAAUAACAAUUUCUCUGAUACGAGUAGGAAACAAUAUUCACCGCUGAGCCCUAGUUCACCCGAAGAAUCCGAUACCCCGCCGGAGAGAGUGAGCAUCGACCUCAUGCAAGAACUUCGUCACGUUAUAUUUCCGAACACGCCUCCCGUUGAUAGAACUUUGAAACCAGUGCGCAGUUUAGACAGCUUGAGACCUGCAUGGAGUGGGCAUAUGCGGCACGGCCCUCCGCCUAGUACAGUUGUCGCGAACCCGACCACGAUCCAUUCCUCGAAACCUAAGUCCUUCACACCGCGUCCCACCGUCUCAAUCGGUUCGGUCGAUCACGCGAAUAAUACUCUGUUAAACGUUAACGACACGUCCAAUUCUCAGAUCAACUCGAACGAUCGAACGUUUCCGUUUAAUCCGACGGUUCCAAAAUCGAGCAGAACGAUCGAAGGAACUAGUCGGAACAAAGAAGAUAAUAAAGCUUCGUUUUUACCGCUGAACGCACAGUCUAGCAAUUAUUUCCAAGAAACUCGCGCGAAAGAAUUCACGAAAUGCAACGAUUCGUUGUACGUCGAGAGGACAGGGACGAAACAGCGUAGAAACGAUUCGGAUAGUUGCACGAAUACCUCGAUCUUUUACACCGAGAGUAUCUUUUCGAAUUACGACUCUGAAUCCCUGAACGAGAACGAUCCCUUCGACACCAGCAAAGUGUUCACGCCUUCCUAUUUGAAAGGACCGAUGUUACAAGUUGCAAAUGCAUCGUUGUCUGUUAAUUGUCACGUUCCAUCCCAUGCAUACAAUAGUACCGCAUCUCGUUCUGCAUACCUCAAGGAGUCUCCCGAAGUGCCAGAUUUAAUUAGAUUAGACAGUACGGCGAGUAGUGACGAUUUCGAUCCGCUGCUCGCCAGGUCGUCGGAGUUCGCGACUUCCAAACAAAUGACACAGUCGUUGCACAUACCCGAGAUGGGCGAGGGCCUCAGCAAUCCGUUGUACCCUUAUUUCCAACCGUUGCACAAAAGUAGUAACGAGAGCCAACAGAAAUCAACCGAGAACAUCGGCGAUCUGGACUUGUUACAAGCGUACGGCUUGGACUUUAAAAAAUUUAGCAUAAGUAACGGCGAUUCGCCUGCGAAGAAUUCCACGGUAUGCAGCACAUCCGAAAGCAGUAUUAACAAUAUGGACAACGCGUUCAGCUCAACGCUGAACGCGCCUGCCAUCAAGUCGCAAAACAAUUGGACGAAAUUUGAAUGAGUAAUAGAAUUCCGAUCAUGUACUACUCACAUAUCAUGAUUGUAUAUACGAUGUUAAUAUCGUUUUCCUUUUAUUUCGUUUUCUCUUUGUUAACCAAGUAAUCGUAAGUAUCAUUGAUACGCUUUCAGGAACACGUAGUUGCGACUAAGAGUAUUACAGAUAAUAGAAUCGAACGAAUUCUAAUAUCGUAGCCAUUAGCCGAAGGGGAUACAAUUACUUCUCUGUAGCACAAAUAUGAUAACUACGCCCUUAUACAUUUUUAUAUCGAAAAUCCGCAGAGGAUGAAAUCUGUCAAUGUCUACCGCCCUCCCUGACUAUAAUUUUGUACAAUUUCUAAGUCAUCGCUUCCCCCCGUAUUCAAUUGUAUAUUUCUGUAAAGAGUUUUGUUUUGUUUUUGAUCGACGUCGUAAAUCAUGAGUUCAAUACUUUGAAUGUAUAAAUUAUUUUAGUUAUCGAAGCAUUCGCGAUACCAAUAUUAUAGCAAUUGUAUUCUAGAAUCUUAGAGACUACUUAACCGAGAGCGAUGCUUCUUUAAUUCCUUAUUGUUAUGAAUUCUCUUAACAAAUCGUAAUCGAUUAUGAUCAGUAUUCAACAACAAAUAAUCAAUUGGGACAAAUACGAUGAAUUGAUAUGAUUAGUUUUUCUCCUUGUUAAAUUUUCACAUAUGUUAAAUCGAGCAGUUGUUGCAUUUAUUGGUAACGCUUACUAAUAAACGAGGAUACGAGAAA
Ceratina calcarata is the source of this 3476-nucleotide messenger RNA. RefSeq names its product DENN domain-containing protein 1B. Gene Ontology annotation, molecular function: phosphatidylinositol phosphate binding; guanyl-nucleotide exchange factor activity. Lineage: Eukaryota; Metazoa; Arthropoda; Insecta; Hymenoptera; Apidae. The transcript has 15 exons. Gene Ontology annotation, cellular component: intracellular membrane-bounded organelle; cytosol. The record is from RefSeq and is a predicted model, not a curated record. Bases 1 to 2748 code for a protein of 915 amino acids. Gene Ontology annotation, biological process: endocytic recycling; endocytosis.